Messenger RNA from Orbicella faveolata, 867 nucleotides. Its product is annotated as protein CFDP2-like. The record is from RefSeq and is a predicted model, not a curated record. NCBI's taxonomy places the organism in Eukaryota, Metazoa, Cnidaria, Anthozoa, Scleractinia, Merulinidae.
UAAAUGUGGUAAAAAUAAAUAUAUAGAGGAUAUGGCAGGGCGGCCAUAUCUUCCUUGUCGUGGUGGAGGAGCUUGCGUGCCUCAAUGACCCUGAGAGCUAUACCGACGGGGGGUCUUCCUCCAGCAUGUCUAACCUUGGCGGGCAGGUCAAAGGGUAGAGGCCAGGCGUAAUGGUAGUCACUGGCCCUCCAGUUUGGGGGUUGGGCGUGCGGCUAAUCACUGCAUCCCAUAAAGGUACUUGAUUACGCAAACCGAAAAGACGAUUGACGAACUGGAACCCUGUCAACGAGAGAAUCAUGAGCGCACGCUGCAGCUCACGCUAUGCAAAACUCAUUGUUAUCCAAGUGUACGCGCCCACCAGUGACGCAGAUGACGAAUCUAGGGGAGAAUUUUAUGAACAACUGCAGCGGGAGGUUGAAACAACACCCAGACAUGAUGUACUAAUUGUGAUGGGGGACCUGAAUGCCAAAAUCGGAGAGGGCAAUGAAGGAUGGGAGAAGGUGAUGGGACGAUAUGGACUUGGAGGAAUGAACGAGAACGGAGAGAGGCUAGCGACGUUCUAUGGCAACAACGACUUGGUGAUUGGAGGCUCUCUAUUCAAGCAUAGAGACAUUCAUAAGAUUACGUGGACCUCCCCGAAUGCAAGAGAUGGGAAUCAAAUCGACCAUAUCACUAUCAAUGGUAGACACAGAGGUUCGCUGAUGGACACCCGAGCAAUGAGAGGGGCUGAUGCCAACUCGGACCAUCACAUGGUGAUGGAAAAGGUUAUCCUGAAACUAUGCAGCACAAAGAGGAAGAGGAAGGAGAGGAUCAUCUUUGACAUCAAGAAGCUUCGAGAUUCCUGUGUCAAAUAGGUAUUUCGGCUGC